Purpureocillium lilacinum is the source of this 3066-nucleotide messenger RNA. RefSeq names its product pre-tRNA nuclear export protein. Gene Ontology annotation, cellular component: nuclear matrix; cytoplasm; nuclear pore. The record is from RefSeq and is a predicted model, not a curated record. NCBI's taxonomy places the organism in Eukaryota, Fungi, Ascomycota, Sordariomycetes, Hypocreales, Ophiocordycipitaceae. Gene Ontology annotation, molecular function: small GTPase binding; tRNA binding. Gene Ontology annotation, biological process: tRNA re-export from nucleus.
AUGGAAGCUCAGGUCGAAAAUGCCGUCGAGCUUCUGUCGAAUCCCACCUCCAACCAGUCGCUGAAGGAGCAGGCGUUCGAGUUCCUCAGUGAACUUCGGUCCAACCCACAAGGCUGGCAAGCGUGCACGAACCUCUUCGCCCGAACCCCCCGGCCAUCCGAGGUCGUCCGCAUGGUGUGCCUUGAGGUCGUCAACUAUGCCGUUCACACCCAGGGCCUCGACGGCGAAAGCCUCGCCUAUCUCAAGUACACGUUACUGCAAUAUGUGCGCCAAGGAUACGGGCCCGAGGCCCAACAGGAGCCCGAUCCGGUCUCGCUCCAGAACAAGCUUACCCAGACGUUGACAUACCUCUUUGUCUUCCUGUACCAAAAUGGCUGGCAGAGCUUCCUCGACGACUUCUGGGAGCUCACCGGCGUCCCGAGCAACGCCAGCAACUCUCCAGGCGUCCUUCUCUACCUACGCAUCUUGUCGUCGAUCCACGACGAAAUCGCCGAUAUGCUCCUGGCGAGGGAGAGCAACGAAGCCAAGCGGAACACGGAGCUGAAAGACCAGCUCCGCGCCCAAGACAUGCACAAGGUGGCCGACUCGUGGAAGCAGCUGCUCGUCAGAUACGCCGACAACGACACUGUCGUCGAGCUGGUCCUCAAGGUUGUCGGCAAAUGGGUCAGCUGGAUGGACAUCUCGCUCGUCGUGAGCCAGGACAUGCUGAACCUGCUGCUUCCCGUCGUUGGGCGUACCAACCACGGCACGGAAGACAAGGUCCGCGACACCGCCAUUGAUACCCUCACGGAAAUUUGCGGCAAGAAGAUGCGGUCCGCCGACAAGAUGGAGAUGGUUUCCUUUCUCAGCCUCGAGCAGAUUGUGGGUCAGCUCAUUGCCAGCCCGUCUCUGACGGAGCUCAAGGGCACGCCAAAGUACGACACCGACCUGGCCGAGGCAGUCGCCAAGCUUGUCAACACCGUCAUGUCCGACAUCGUCAAGGCCCUCGACGAUUCUCAGAGCAACGAGGAGACUCGAGAGCGCGCGAAGCAGCACCUCAACGGGUUCCUGCCAUUCCUGCUGCGGCUCUUCUCCGACGACUACGACGAGGUCUGCUCGACCGUGAUCCCCGCCCUCACCGACCUCCUUACCUUCCUCCGGAAGCUGGGUCAGCUGCCUCCCGAAUACUCUCGUAUGCUGGCCCCUAUCCUCGACGCCAUCAUUCGCAAAAUGCGCUUCGACGAGACGUCGUCUUGGGGCAACGAGGACGAGCAGACAGAUGAGGCCGAGUUCCAGGAGCUGCGGAGGAAACUGCAAAACCUGCAAAAGACCAUUGCCGCCAUCGACCAGCCGCUGUACAUGGACAUGCUGAGCAACCUGGUGGCGACGACGUUCCAGUCGCUGGACCAGCGUGGCUCAGACAUGGACUGGCGAGACCUCGACCUGGCCCUCUACGAGAUGUACCUGUUUGGGGAGCUCGCGUUGCCCAACCAGGGCCUCGGGACCAAGAACCAGCCGUCCAGCGAGGCUUCCGAGAGGCUGGUUGUCAUGAUGCAGAAGAUGGUUGGGUCAGGCAUUGCUAGCUUCUCGCAUCCUGCGAUCCUGCUCCAGUACAUGGAGAUUUGCGUGAGGUACUGCGCCAUCUUCGAGAGCCAUCCGGAGUAUAUCCCGCAGGUAUUGGAAAACUUCGUGCGAUUAGUGCAUCAUGACCACGUUCGUAUCAAGACGCGCUCUUGGUACCUCUUCCACCGGUUCAUUAAGCAACUGCGAUCGCGCGUUGGCAACGUAGCCGAGACGGUGAUUCAGUCCAUCGGAGACCUGCUCCCAAUCAAAGCCGAGGUGCCUGGCGACGACGCCGAUGAUGACAUGUCCUCGGACGAGUCGGACCACUCCGCCGACGCGUUGUUCACAAGCCAGCUGUACCUGUUCGAGGCCAUUGGCUGCAUCUCUUCGACGCAGAGCACUCCGGCGGACAAGCAGGCGCUCUAUGCUCGGUCCGUCAUGGACCCGCUCUUCCAGGACAUGGAGGUGCAUCUCCAGCGGGCCAAGUCGGGCGACGCGCAAGCCGUGCUGCAGAUCCAUCAUAUUGUCAUGGCUCUGGGUACUCUUGCACACGGAUUCUCCGACUGGACCCCGGGGUCCGCCUCCAGCCACCACCCCCCGCCAGAGAAGGCCGUGUCGGACGAGUUCUCGCGCGCGGCCGAGGCCAUUCUCAUCGCCUUGAACCAGCUCAACUCGUCUGCGGAGAUCCGGACGGCAUGUCGCUCCUCCUUCUCCAAGCUUCUGGGCGUUCUGGGGUCAGCCGUCCUGCCACAGCUACCCCAGUGGAUCGAGGGCCUACUCUCGCAGAGCUCGUCCAAGGACGAGAUGGCCAUGUUCCUGCGACUCCUGGAUCAAGUGGUUUUUGGCUUCAAGUCGGAGAUAUACGAGGUGCUGAACGUGCUGCUCACGCCGCUGUUGCAGCGAAUCUUUGGCGGGCUGAGCGAGCCCAUCGCAGGCACGGACGACGAGAUACAGCUGGCGGAGCUGCGGCGAGAGUACCUUUCCUUCCUGCAGAUCAUCCUCAACAACGGGCUGGACGGAGUGCUCAUCAGCGAGGCAAACCAGGGUUUCUUUGAGCCCAUGAUUGCUUCCAUCACGGAGCUGGCCAAGUCGAUAGAAGGCAAUAUCGGGCCGAGCAGACUCGCCUUCACGCUCAUGGCACGAAUCUCGGCUAUCUGGGGCGGCCCAGACGUGGCCACGAUCUCGCAGAACCCUACCGCGCCCAGCGGGACCCCGACGCCGGCGAUCCCCGGAUUCGAUCGGUUCAUGAUCGAGCGGUUCCACACGGUGUGCUGGGAGGUGAUGCGGAAUCCCAGCUUCAGGCCGUCGCAGGACGCGCAGACCAAGCAGGUGUUGACGGAGAUUGCCAACCUGGAGCAAACCAUCUACUCCAAGACGGGGGACAUGUUCAUCCAGGAGCUGCAGAACGGGCUGUUCCCCAGCCUGGGGAUCGAUGGCGGGGAGUUUUUGAGGUCGUUGACGACGUCUACGGACAAGAAGGGCUUUGCGUCGUACCUUCAGGGGCUGUUGAAGAACAGACAUUAG